CAGACCUUUGCAGACACGUAUACAUACUGUCUUGUCGCUGAACUUAUUGGUGUAAUUGUAUUUCUCUGUUACACAAUCAACAUCCAGUCGCCACUUUUCGGAUUCUCAACACAAACGUCCCUGUAUACCUACCUACUGAACGAUGCCAGUUGGAAUUGAAGCCUGGGUGACGCAGAUCCCGCCUAUUACUCGCGCAUGGCUGGCUCUCUCAGUGCUCACCAGUGUAGCAGUUCAAUGUCAGAUUGUGACGCCUCUGCAGCUGUACUUUAGCUACAAGUCUGCGUUUGUCAACUUCCAAAUAUGGAGAGCGUUCACAACGUUUUUCUACUUUGGAUCGCUCUCGUUGGAUUUUGUGUUCCACAUGUUCUUCUUCAUGCGUUACAGUAGACUUCUUGAAGAGUCCUCUUUCGCCAACCGAAAAGCAGAUUACUUCUGGCUAUUAUUCCAAUCAGGCAUCCUCCUCCUAGCAGUCUCACCACUAGUGAACCUUCCCUUCCUCUCAUCACCUCUCGCCUUCGUCCCAAUAUACCUGUGGUCAAGACGUCAUCCGUCAACACCAAUAUCGCUUUUCGGGCUUAUUACAAUUACGGCUCCUUACCUGCCGCUUGCGUUGGUUGGGCUCGCUUGGGUAUUGAAUGGAACUUGGCGAGCUGCUGCAGGUGAUUUGGUCGGGUGCGCGGUAGGACAUAUUGGAUGGUUCGUGAGGGAUGUCUGGAGUAGAGAGAUGGUCGGUGGUCCGACUGUUUUCAGUGAAGCACCGGACGUAGUAAAGCGACUUUUUGGUGAAUUGUAGAAACUGGAUGCCCAUCCGAUUCUUGUACUAUAAGUAAUGAAUGGAACAUCUUACUAUGCCAGUAUCAUGGUCUUUGAAUGUUUUACUGCAUUAUACAGUCUUUGUGUGUG
Molecule: messenger RNA, 903 nt
Organism: Somion occarium
Lineage: Eukaryota; Fungi; Basidiomycota; Agaricomycetes; Polyporales; Cerrenaceae
Source: the annotation of a GenBank genome assembly